AUGACUAUUGACCAAAGGCGUAACUCAAGUGCAUAUUCAAACAAGCCGAGGGUGCAUCAGCAUUAUAUGAUGCACUCUUUGAAGCUAUUCGAUGCUAAGGUAUCGAUAAACCACUGGCAGUUGAGAAACUGUAUUACUGCGGAUACUUUGAAUCCGGGGUCAGUGUAUUAUAUAUUUGAUCAUUCCAUCCGGUCAUUAAAUACAGGAAGUGUUGCGCGUGACAGUAGUUUAAGGAAAAGGCGACAUUCGACGUCAGUCGGAGGAGUACAGUCGAAGAAUGAUUAUCAUGUGGCUUCAAACUCUGUGGUUGAGUUUCCAUUCAAGCCUAGAUCCUUUAAUGAGAAAAGUGGCUUGGUGGUAUGUGGUGGGCAUAUUGGGAAUGAUGAUAAUGGGUAUAUACCUUCUCGACCGAUGAGCAGUUAUGAUCAGAGUUUUAUUUCACCCGACGAGAGAUCAAUGGAUACUGAGUGCGUAAAAUUGGCCAACACGAAUAUAUUAUCAGAUCAUACCGCUUAUAGCAACACAAGGUCAUGGAAAGGUAUAGUGUCCCUAUACAAUACUAACACCAAUGUUUCUAUGACUUGCAAGUUAGGCCAAUAUAUUAACAAUUGUGUCGAACUUUACGAAUCAUCUGAAAAUCAGUUUGAACUUUACACGUGCAACAACGAUGGCCACUUGUACCAGUGUGAAAUAAAUAACUCUGAUGUUGUACUCAAAAGAAGAUAUGCUGAUCUUAAAUUCGCAUUAAACAAUGCUGCUAUUUCACACGAUGGGAAAGUUAUGUGUGUAACUGGCGAUUCUAACAAAAUUGCACUUUACAAGAAAAAUGAGCUUACUGACGUCUUCUCUUUGAGUUACGACUCAUUAUCAGGCGGGCCUAGAAAUAGCACAGGAAAUACAGCGACUUACACACAUAAAAGAAUUCCACGAUACGCAUUACCGGAUAAUUCAUCAUAUGUGGAUCAUAUAUACGAAUUACCAGGCGCUGAUAAUGGAUUUUUCACCAGUUUUAGUGAAAAUGACAUGAUGAUGGCAACGGUAUUCCAAAAUGGGAAUUGUUACGUUUACGACAUCAGAAAUAUGGAAUAUCCUUUGACUGAAAUACAUACGACAAGGUCUCAAGGUUCUGUACCUCAAAGUGGAGCAUUUAGGAUAUGCAAAUUCAGUGAAGGGAUGGAGGACCUUUUGUUUAUUUCAGAACAUCAGCAAAGAGUUCAUGUUGUAGAUACAAGAAACUUCAUGAAUAGGCAGGUUAUCAUGGUGCCUUACAAGUAUAAAGGAACGGAUCCUUCUGGAAUCGACAGUGAAUCAAACUUGAUAUACGAGAGCCGUAACUGGCACGACCGCGGAAUUGCUAGCAAUGGUAGCAGUAAUAAUGAAAGAAGGAGGAAUUCUGAACCAGCAGUAGAAAAUCCCUAUAUUACAAUGGCAAACAAAAUUCCUAUUCAGCAUUUGCAACCAACGAUACUUCCAUAUUCAAGUGUCUCCGAUUCCUCAUAUGGAACAGAAGGCGAGAACAGUGAAUAUGAGCAAUCCACAGAGGAAUCUUUAGAUAGUACUGAGAGCUUAAAUGAUGAAGGUAUAGAUAAUUUUGUUUCGGAACAAAGCUCCAGGAGAGCAUCAAAUUUUACCGUUAGAAGGUACUCUACUGCGAAUUCAGUGCUAGAUAAUGUGAACGAAGAGCCUGUGAACAACAUCGACCCAACAAUUAUGAACACUAGCAGCAAUCCCUUUGAAGACAGUAGCCCCACUUACCCCACAUCUAGCUCAGUUAUCCAAACCUUGAGACAGAAUUACGAAGAGGGGCCUGGAGCUACUAUUCCAGUUAUGAGACCAUUCCAGAUGCCAGGUAGAUUGGUAAGAAGAAGACCAAGGAACUUUUCUGUUGGGAGGAAUCCACACGAUAUAGCUUCUGAAUGGGAAGAGUGUAACAUUUCAGGAAUCGAGUGGUUGCGCGACCAAGAAGGGAGCUCACUUGUGAUAGGUACGGAUUACGGUAUAAUUAAAUGGAAUAUUAAUUACUGGGCAAGAAGAAGUUUCCCAAGUUAUGAUUUUUGCUAG
Molecule: messenger RNA, 2061 nt
Organism: Kluyveromyces marxianus DMKU3-1042
Lineage: Eukaryota; Fungi; Ascomycota; Saccharomycetes; Saccharomycetales; Saccharomycetaceae
Gene: GID11
Product: Gid11p
Exons: 1
Coding region: 1-2061 (686 amino acids)
Molecular function (GO): protein binding
Source: RefSeq, a predicted model, not a curated record